Molecule: messenger RNA, 1289 nt
Organism: Cryptococcus amylolentus CBS 6039
Lineage: Eukaryota; Fungi; Basidiomycota; Tremellomycetes; Tremellales; Cryptococcaceae
Exons: 9
Coding region: 115-1050 (311 amino acids)
Molecular function (GO): intramolecular lyase activity
Source: RefSeq, a predicted model, not a curated record
CCACUUUUGCCUCCACCUUGGAUAAUUGCCGACGGCCAAUCCGACGACCGACGUUUCCUUUACAUCUAUCAUACUCUUACCACACAAGCUCGUUCUCUUCCUCCCUCAUCCAACAUGGCUUCUAGGAUAUCACCCAUGCUGUCUGCCUUACGCUCCUCGACCACUCUGGCUCGUCCAUUCGCUAGGAGAGCCGCAGCCCCCCUCGUCGCGACGGCUGUCGGCGGGGGGAUAGUCUACCUUUCUGUCGCUGCUCUCGAGCCUUGGAAGUACCAGAAUCCCUUCCUUAUACAUGCCGACUCAGCAGCCCACCCAGAUUUCCGAGUCGAUCCGAAAUCUCAGCUUCCCUUCCGUGUCGACCCCGAAACCUCUAUCGAGUUCCCUAUCACUCUCAGCACCACCACACCCACUCCCGCGCUUACGCUCGUCGGUCUCGGUGUACGGAAAGUGUCGUUCUUGAGGAUCAAGGUGUACAGCGCCGGGUUCUAUGUGCAAGAGGGUGCCACUAGGUGUCUACAUUAUAUUCCAGGGUGGUCUACUUUUACGGCGCAACAUCUCUUGACUCCCCCUACUCCUUCAGCUGAUCCUCUACUGUCCCCUCAAUUGUCUGGCGAGGCUCUGAUGGCGAAUCUGUUGGAUCAGAAAGUAGGAUGCGCUGUUAGAAUUGUGCCGAAUAGAAACACGGACUUUGGCCACUUGCGCGAUGCUUUCGUGAGGUCUCUGAACGCCAGGCAGAAGGCCAUGCACCAAGAAGGCGCUCUGAGUGAAGCUGAAGAAGAGCGUCUCACCACCUCGAUCCAAUCUUUCAAAGCCUUCUUCCCCUCCUCCGUUGUACCGAAAGGCAAAUCUCUCGUUCUCUUACGUCCAGCUGAGGGAGGCAUCGUUGUCGAGUACGAGGGAUCUAUCCUUGGCAGACUGGAUGACCCCUGGGUGGGCAAACAAUUGAUGUUGACGUACUUUGCGGAUAACGGUGUUGUGUCAGAGAAGCUCAAGGAAGAUGUCGCACAUGGUCUUGAAGGGUUUGUGCAGCGGAACAGACCUCCUCCUCAAUAGAUAGCUGCAUACGCACCUACCGUACAAUAGCUAUGUAGUCACCAUCACUCACCUAUACCACUCUUUGCCAUGGUCCCCUCAUGCGGGGUUACUAGGCUCUCCUAACCGGGGGGUUGUGCUGGAUUCUGGCGUUCUUGGAGUCAAAAGAUAGCUACGAUUCGCAGGUACCAUUUGGGCUCCGGGGGUGAAGAGGGUUACAUAGGAUUUGUAGUGCUCAUCAUUUCUAUGUACUAGGACUG